GUCCCGCCCCGACACCCCCGCGCUGCGGUCGGGGCUCGGCCCCGCUCCGUCCCCCGGCGCAGGGAGCGGGCCGGUGCCAGGGCUGCCGCCCGGGGCAGGGCUGCGGUCCGGGGCCGGCCCCGCCGCCAUGGCCCGCUUCUCGGCGUACCUUAACCCCGUGCUGGUGCUCUUCAGCUGCGAUCUGUGCCUGGUGCGAGCCAACAGGCCGCCGUCCCCCGUCAACGUGACUGUGACACAGCUGAAGGCAAACUCUGCCACCGUCUCUUGGGAUGUGCCAGAAGGAGACGUGGUCAUCGGCUAUGCCAUCCUACAGCAGCGGCAGGACGGUCAGAUGCAGCGCUUCAUCCGGGAGGUGAACACCACCAACCGGGCCUGCGUGCUGUGGGACCUGGCAGAAGAUGCUGAUUACAUCAUCCAGGUGCAGAGCAUCGGCCUCUAUGGGGAAAGUCAGGCCAGCAAACGUGUCCACUUCCGGACUCUGAAGGAGACCGACCGCCUCCCCUCCAACAGCUCCAACCAAGGUGACAUCACCAUGGAAGGGCUGGACAAAGACAGGCAACUGCAGACAGGAGAGAUCAUCAUCAUCGUGGCCGUGCUGCUCAUGUGGGCAGCGGUGAUCGCCCUCUUCUGCAGACAGUAUGACAUCAUCAAGGACAACGACUCCAACAACAACAAGGAGAAGACAAAGCCAUCCUCGGAGCACAGCACUCCAGAGCGACCCUCUGGAGGACUGCUACGGAGCAAGAAGAAGUCUCCCUCUGUCAAUAUAAUCGAGGUGUAAGUGCAGCACCAGCUCUGCAUCUGGGCUCCUGGGCAUCAUGUCAGAGCUAAA
This is a messenger RNA of Phasianus colchicus (ring-necked pheasant), 832 nucleotides long. RefSeq names its product fibronectin type III domain containing 4 (gene FNDC4). Lineage: Eukaryota; Metazoa; Chordata; Aves; Galliformes; Phasianidae. The record is from RefSeq and is a predicted model, not a curated record. Gene Ontology annotation, cellular component: plasma membrane; extracellular region. Gene Ontology annotation, molecular function: protein binding. Gene Ontology annotation, biological process: negative regulation of inflammatory response.